Molecule: messenger RNA, 5059 nt
Organism: Dinoponera quadriceps
Lineage: Eukaryota; Metazoa; Arthropoda; Insecta; Hymenoptera; Formicidae
Product: serine-rich adhesin for platelets-like
Exons: 3
Coding region: 1-4323 (1440 amino acids)
Cellular component (GO): extracellular region
Molecular function (GO): chitin binding
Source: RefSeq, a predicted model, not a curated record
AUGUUGGGCGUCUCCAAGCUGUCGAUAUCACCGAUCCAGAGCCAGCAGGAAUUGUCCCGCACGUUGCAAACAAAACAAAGUCAAGGGUCGCAGCAACAGAGGAUUCCCAGCAACUUCCUGCCGACUCCGGCCACCAUGCAGACCACCGUGAGAUCCUUCUACCCGACGCCGCGGCCUUCACCAAAACCUUCGCAGUCGCAAUCGAUUACUCAGCAGAUCACCCAACAUAUCCACGUAUCGCCGAGUCUGACGAUACCGCAACUGAAACCACACGAAAUCACUCUUAACUUGCCGUCGCCAGACAUACAAAGGAUCGUGCAGAAUCCAUCGCCUCUGCUGUCCUCGCAGUCGAGGGUGAUCGUCACUGCAAAGGCUAGCGUGAGCGACGAGUCCGGCAGGCCACUGAACACUACGCAGCUGGUGACGCUACCGUUGCCGACGAUACCAGUCAGCUAUGACGACUACAAGGAAGGCGAUGAGUCUUUCGAUCCUUUCUACCGUGAUGUGCCGAAAAUUCGCAAAAAUCGCCGAAUUCUAAAAAACAAAAACGUCAACGUGAAAUCUGCAAAGAAAAAGAGAAAGAGACGAUCACUUGAUCAAGCAUAUCAUUUCGUUUACGAUGUAAACAGCCGUCGAGGAAACGAUCCGAAGGAGAGCGAGUCUCGUAGGAAUGCAGACAACGUGGCGAAUGGGAAAAAGAUGGGUGCCGAAGACAACAACAGAAAUCUCUGGGACAUUAAGGAGAGCCUUAUGAAAUUUCGCGACAUUCUGUUCAGAGACGAAGUGUACAACGUAGAUUCUGUUUACAGUGGUGUUGCGGAGGGAAUUGAAAAUAAGACCGAUCGCGUCAGUGAAGAGGACGGCAAUACUUUCGGCGUGAAGUCCGAAAAGCAGACGGAGGACGCGAUGAAAAGGUUGGACUCUUUGAAGGACCUGAAAACGGAAGCUGCGAAACAUUUAGAUUUAACUGAAGAAGAAGAUACUAGUAAGGAGGAGGAGUUUAAUGACGAGGCGAGUAACAAAGAUUCGAACGACAAAACUAAUAUCGAGAAAAUGGUUAUUGAAAAGAAACGUGUCGAAAGUGCUUUGAAAUCAGAAACUAAACUCGACUUUAAAAUUAAUGGUCAGCUUCCACCAACAGCCGCUCGUUCCGACGAAGACGGGUUUCAUGAAAGCGUCAUUGAUGUCAUAAUAUUUGACAACGACGAUGACAAAAUGAAAGCCUCGUUCUCAAGCUCCGACGACGCAGAAAUCUCUAAGGCUGAUGUGCCAAUUGAGAUUAUCAUUGAAAAAGAGACGAAAUCCCACUCGCAGAAUUCGUCUAAGGCCAUGUACGACGAACAUAUCACACGACAUGUGACGAAGAAAGUUGAUUCAGUUCAAGAGUCGCGUUCUCCGACGAGCGACGCAACAAGCCAGUCGGAAGAUCCCAUGGGAAAACCCAGCUUUGGGAGAAAGGGCUCUCGACCGAGGUCUUCGAAGAGACGUUUAUCUUCCAGAGUGAAACAGCAAAUGACAGAUCGCGUCGAAACAACGGAGGCAGUCCGUCAACAGAAAGAAGUAUUUCAAUCGACGACGCCAACGACGAAUAGUACAACAAUAACCACUACUGCUACCAAUAGCACAACCAGUACCACCAGCACGACUACUACCACGCCUCCACCCACCGUGCCUUUCGAGACGCAAGUUGUCGUGCAAACCGACAGUCACAUUUACGAGGAAUUAGAAUUGCAAACUUCUAAAGAAGUGGACACACGAGCAAUUGGCCAACACGACAUUAUGUACAGUAUUGACAUUAUCAAGAGUAUUCAAGAUGACAAGAGCCACAACGUGAGCAAAAUCGAGGAGUUAAAGCGAUCGUUCGAUUAUCAAAUUGCGAAGGACUAUGUUGAACAUUCAAAGCAGCAGGACAACGAAUCCGAAGAAGAACUGUCCGAAACAGAAUCGCCGGAUUAUACGCAAAACGCCAGAUUGAAAGAUAUCAACUUCACCGAGAACUCACGAAACAUAGAAGAGACGCAAAGUACUCAGGGGGAAUCGAUGGAGGUCGCGAAUGCCUCCGGAGAGAAAGAAUCGUCCGUCGAGGAAUCUUCCUCUAGGGUUCACGAAUCGACUACGAACGACGAGUUCGACGCGAAUACAAAUGACGAGAUGUCCGAGGAGGACUUGGAAGAAAUGUACAAUAAAAUAUCCUUUCCUCAGGAAAUCACGGUUAACACCAAGAAUAAGACAUAUCAAGAGGACUCGUCUUGCCAAGAGGAUGAAAGUGAGAAGUCUUCGAAGGACGACCUAGACGAACAGAAUGACUUCACGACUGCGAAAGACCGAGAGGAAGCGUCGACUUCCGAGGAGGAGUUAAACCAUUAUCAGGACACAACGGGAUCAUCUAAAGAAAACGCGCGUACUGACGCCAGCAUCCAAGAGGAUUAUAAGGAGCCAGAGAGCAUUGAGUACUCCACUGUGCCAGCGGAUUACACGAGUUCUGAUGAGUACGUUGAUCUCCGAGAAGACGUGGAAAACUCGACUGAGCGAGAAAAAGAGACUGAAAGCAGCACUGAGGGCGUUCUAAAAUUCACGGACGAGCUACCCGGGUUGGAUCACACCGAGGACACGAAAGCCAAAGAGUCGGUGGCCUCGAGACCCUACGACAUCAACGAAUACGAAUAUGUGGAUGAUAAUUACGAACGAGAAGAUUAUAAGCAUUUCAUAUUUGACAUUAAGUUGGAUGAUGACAAAGAGAAGAGCAAUAUAGAGAAGAAGAAUCAAGAGAAGGAAGAUGCGUCCGCAACGAGUUUUGAGAGAAGCACCGAAGUGGAUGACAAUGUCGAAGCGGAAACUCAUGCAGAACACAUAGAGGCGGUCACGGAACUCGUGAGUAUCAAGGAAAUUGUAGACUCGACCACGACUUCGUCAACCAUUACAGCAGCGUCUACUGUAACAACGGCGUCUACAACCACACCUACGACAGUAUCCACGACGGCAUCUACAAUUGCAUCCACAACGACAUCUACAACAUCAUCUACGACUUUUAUGAUAGAAUCAACGUCUAUGACAACGUCCCAGACAACGGCGACUACCACUACAAGCACGACUACACCUCGAUCGACGACCAAUAUUUCUCGUGCUAUGCCGCCGAAGCUCUUCAAGCCCAAUUCCGCCAGGAGAACUUACGCCUACAUCCCACCCACGACAACCCCAAUUCCAGUUGUGAUCAAACCAAGGUUGGGCUUGUACAAUCCAAAACCGGCAAAGCCGCCCAAAUCUUACAAUGAACUGGCGCCGAAGCCGGUCAUCAGAAAACUACCUCUUUUAUCACGUAAACCUGUUACCACCACCAGUACUACCAGCACCUUAGCUACUACGAUUACCGACAAGUCAUAUCCGGACGAUCAAGAUACCACUACAGAACCUUUGACCACGAUGUCAGUGACGACAGCGGCAACGAAGGCAGCGAUGACGUUAAUGGCGACCUCGACGACGAAAACGACAACGACGACCACGAUGACGGCUAUAUUAACGGAGUCUAAUAGGAGUGAGGAGAACGUGCUAAAGAGCAAAGUAGAGGCGAAAGAGCCUUUAUUUUUUAAUUUGUCUGCGAAGGACAACGUAAACAAGGAGGACCAACUUCCAAGCCCAUCCGAACAAGAUUCUCCUGUCAAUUCUUCUAGAAACCCGGACUUCCACGUUUCUACUGAGGAAAUCCAGACUAUCACUCCGUAUCCUUUGACCAGAAUAUCUACUUUCGCGACCUUUACCGAGCAGACAGCGAAGGAAGCAGAGAGCAAACUAUAUGAGACUACGGAAAGUAUCGAUGUUCUUACGACGGCUGCUGCGCCGACGACGUUGCCUCUUGAAAUGUCCGCGUACAUCAAAACAAACAGCGAAAUAAAUCCGAAAGAAGCCGAGUCCACUACGACAGCUUCCACCAAAGUUCAUCCACAGGAAGUUAUCAGCGAGAUUCUGCCGGUCCUCAGUGAACGUCCGAUCUCGGUUUUAUCCUUGACGACUGUCCCAUCCAACGCUGAAAAUGACUAUUUCCACGUGCCGGCGGAAUCGACUGAAUCGACUGUCUUCCGACCGAGCAGCCGGAACACCAUGAAUACUCCUCGAAAACACCUGAGUUUCAAUUGCCUGGAAAAAGAGAUGUACCGCUUCUAUGGCGAUACUAGAGACUGUCGUCUGUUCCAUUACUGUUCGCCUGGCUUCACGAAGCGACAAGUAUUGGAUUUCCGGUUUGUGUGCGAGAAAGGCACGGAGUUCGACGAGGAGACGCAGAGCUGCCGACACGACGUGCAAAACCGGAAAUGCCGGAACCGAUCCUGAUAAAAGAGAGAGAGAGAGAGAGAGAGAGAGAGAGAGAGAGAGAAGGCAGGCGACGCGACGAAGCGAUUCCUCCGACCAUUGAUUUUGAUAAUUCGUGAAUCCUCUAGGAGACUCUCCUUAGUAUAUUUAUAUAAUUCCUAACGUAAAAUAUAAGAGUAGCCCCCCUGUCCGCGGAAGAGAGUACCGCCUCUCGUAAGUAUUGCCAUAGCGCCUCGCCGAGCGCUGGAUUCACACUUAUUAAAAUUAAUGCGCUCCGCAUCUGCUCGGUUUCUGAUCGGCCGUCUCGUCGUCGUUUGGACCCGGAGAGCAGUGAAGAUACGCACCGCCAAGAAUGCAGCAAACGCAGCCGAGGGCGCAGUCUCGAGCGCGUGGCUAACAAAUCACCCCAUCCGCUUUUCGACAGGAGAAAACGGAUCGUGCUUAGUGUGUUAGAGAACGAAGAAUCGGUUCUUAUGAUGUUUUCGGACGCAUGUCCACGUGAAGGAAAAGUUAGAAGAUAAGGAGGAAGAAAGCGAAGGUCGCGUGUCAAAAGAGCGGGAAUCGAAUUCUUUCCACUGGUUUAUCGUUCUAUGAAUUUCUUAGAGUGAAAUCUGUCUCAAAACGAGUAAAAGGUGGCAAUAUUUUAUCUGGAAGCAAUAGUGAAAAUUCCGGUACUCGAAAUCGCAAGAGUAAAUGUUUAACUGCGCUAUUUGAGAAUUUUGCCAGUAAAAUAUUGACAUAUUUCUGGAAAACUCAC